Messenger RNA from Scheffersomyces coipomensis, 4990 nucleotides. RefSeq lists its product as uncharacterized. Gene Ontology annotation, biological process: transmembrane transport. The transcript has a single exon. Lineage: Eukaryota; Fungi; Ascomycota; Pichiomycetes; Serinales; Debaryomycetaceae. Gene Ontology annotation, molecular function: ATP binding; ATP hydrolysis activity; bilirubin transmembrane transporter activity. The record is from RefSeq and is a predicted model, not a curated record. The coding region runs from base 100 to 4983 and encodes 1627 amino acids. Gene Ontology annotation, cellular component: membrane.
UAAGGUCAGAUAUCGCUGUCUACGAAAUUUAACAACUAAUUUAACUCUCUUCUUCUUCUUCUCUUGUAUUUUAUUUCCUAUUAUCGUACUAUUAUCGAAAUGUCACUUCUGAUAGCUCAAUUAGUGAACUUAGUAGAUAUUGGGAACGGGGUGAUCUUGAAAGACGAGGUUCGUCUGGCUUGCUCCCUCGUUGAUGGUAUAACUCAGCCAUUAUACGACCCAAGGGGUAACUCAUUAAACCCUUGUUUCGUUGGUGCUGUUAUCUUUUUAUUCAACGCUAUCUUUGGUGUGUUUGCCUUUUUUCAAUUAAUUACCCUUCUUUUCAAUAAUUCAUUUGGUCCUUUUAAAAUAAAAUACAGUUUUGGUUCACCUUUUAAAUUGAAAAGUGUUGGUAUCUUUCAAUUAGUUAAAUUAAAUUCAGUCUUUUUACAAGUUAUCCUUUCUAUUUUUUUGUUUUCAUUUAUUUAUACUUCAUUCAACUCCAUUAUAACCUUAGGAGUCUUGCUUUCCGUUAUCGUAAACGCUUUUGUUUUAUUACCCUUACAUAUUAUAGAACCAACUAGAUCAGUCAUUGCUAGCGCGUCACUUUUAUUAUAUUGGACUUUAUCCAUAUUGGUUUACAUAGUGGUUUUCGUGUCAGAUUCAUUUUCUCCAUAUAAAGUAUUACUUCCAACUAAUGAUGAUAUAGGCGCUGUCAUAGUUUAUACUAUUGAAAUCGGGUUAUUAUUAAACUCAAUUGUCAUCUUAGGUUUUGAAAUCGGAUUAUACGCUCCAUCUAAAGAAUUAUCAGAAUAUUUCGACUUGAAUGACUGGGAUGAAAGUUCAAGAAGAAACUUAUUUUCCGAAAUUGGAUUCUUUUGGCUUCAACCUCUUAUCAAAAAGGUUUAUGAAACAGGUAAAGUGGUUCAAAAAGAUUUACCUGCUUUACCAGUUGAUUUAAAAAGUGAAGUUAGUUAUGAAUUAUUUCACAAAAUAUGGAGUGCAAAGGAAGCCAAAGCUAAUCUUCAAUUAGAAGAAAAGCUUAAGAAACUUUCCAAUCCCUCCAAAAAGGAUAAGACAUUAAACCUUUCCUUAUUUUUCAUUUUAUUCCAAACUCACUGGGUUAGUUUAGUUAUAGCUUUCUUCUUAGAUUUAGGAGAAAUGGUAUUUGGAUUCGGUCAAACCUUUUUAUUUCAAAGAUUUAUCUUAUUUUUCAGCGGUUCAGGUGAAGCAGAAGAUGUUCAAAAAGAAAGGCCUCCAGUUAUCGUGGGUUUUACUAUUGCAUCUGCUAUUUUCCUUUGUGCAGUAGCAAGAUUCAUCAGUUUCAACAGAUACUUUGCCCAAUAUUUCUUAAUAAGAGGUAAGUUGCAUGGUUCUUUAACCAGUAUGAUUUAUAAAAAAGCUUUAAGACUUUCUCCAGAAUCCAGAAAAGGUAAGACGACUGGUGAAAUUGUGAACAACUUAUCUGUUGAUGUUUCGACGGUUAUUGAUAUGCCAACCUUUGUUGAAUUAUUAAAUGCGCCUGUCAAGCUAGUCUGUACUUUACUUGCUUUGUAUAAAAUCAUUGGUCCUUCCACUUUUUCAGGUGUUCUUGUUGCAUUUAUCUUAGUCCCAUUAAAUACCAAAGUUAGUACAUCCAUUGCUAAACUUUAUAACGAAUCCAUGACAAUUAGAGAUGAAAGAACUAGACUUACUUCCGAAAUUAUGAAUUCAGUUAAGAGUAUUAAGUUAUACUCUUGGGAAACUCCAAUGUUGCAAAGAUUAUUUGCAAUUAGAAAUGAAAAGGAAUUAGCUCUUUCCAAGAGAAUUGGUAUUUUUAACUCAUUUGCUGGUUUCCUUUGGUUCUGUAUUCCUUUCUUGGUUUCAUGCGCUAGUUUAAUGACCUUUGUAUACAUUGCUGAUGUUCCAUUAAUUCCUUCAAUUGUUUUCCCAGCCUUAACUGUAUUCAACAUGUUAUCAGAACCAAUUUUAAUGCUUCCAAACUUAUUCACCAAUUAUGUUGAAACCAGAGUUUCAGUUAACAGAUUACAAGACUUAUUCCUUCUCGAUGAAUUAGAAAAUGUUGUCGUUGAAAGAUCCCUUGACAGUAUUAACGUUGGCGAAAAUGCAAUUGAAGUGAAAAACGCUGAAUUUGUAUGGAAUAUUGACGACCAAAAGAAAGCCGCAGCUACUGAAGAAGAUGUUGAAUCUGAAGGUAUUGACAAUCUUGCUUUAUCAAUUGAUGAAUUUACUGCAAAGAAAGGUCAAUUAACCUGUAUUGUUGGUAAAGUUGGUUCCGGUAAGACCACCUUACUUAGAGGUUUCCUUGGAGAAGUUUCAGCUUUAAAGAAGGAAAAUUCUUCAAUUAAGGUAAGUGGUACCAUUUCCUACUGUGCUCAAGCUCCUUGGAUUAUGAAUGCAACUGUUAAAGAAAACAUUUUAUUUGGUUGUAAAUAUGAUAAAGCAUUCUAUGCUAGCACUAUUGAAGCUUGUCAAUUAAUACCUGAUUUUGAUGUCUUACCUGAUGGAGAUAGAACUGUUGUUGGUGAAAAAGGUAUUUCUUUAAGUGGUGGUCAAAAAGCUAGAAUUGCUCUUGCUAGAGCUGUUUACGCUAGGUCUGACAUUUAUUUAUUAGAUGAUGUUUUAUCUGCUGUCGAUGCACAUGUUGGUAAGAAAAUAACUGACGCUGUUUUGGGUCCAAAGGGUAUGUUAGCUACAAAGACUCUUGUCUUGGCUACUAAUGCUGUAACCGUUUUGCAUCAAGCUCAUGAAAUUGUACUUAUAAAAGAUAAGAAAAUCCUCGAAAGAGGAAAUUUUGAUGAAGUCAUGGACAAAGAUGGUGAACUUUCUAAGUUAAUUAAUGAAUUUGGUAAACAAGAAUUAGAACACGAAAAAGAAGAAGAAGCUGGUGAAGUUGUUACUGAAACAGCUACCGAAGUUUCCAAAUCUACGUCAAGUCUUUCCUUGAAAGAUGAUGAAAUCGUCAAAUACGAUCCGGCUGCUAUUGGUGCUGCCGCUGCAUUAGCUGCUGAAGGUGAAUUUUCUCAAUUAGAAAGAAUUGAAACCAGAAAUACACUCAGAAGAGGUAGUUUUGUUUCUUUCGAACAUAACUAUGAAGACGAUGAAGAUCAAGACGUUGUCAAAAAGACAGGUCACACUGUUGAAGAAGGUGCUAAAGGUGAGGUCAAGUUAACUGUAUAUUUAGAAUAUUUCAAAGCUUGUAAUUAUGGUUAUCUUGCCUUUUACAUUUUUUGUAUGGCUGGUAAUGUAGCUGCUACUAUUUAUGCCAACUUUGUGUUGAAGAACUGGUCCGAAAGAAAUUUAGCCAAUGGCAGAAAUGUGGAAGCUGUUUAUUACUUGGUAGUAUACAGUAUUUUAGGUAUUUCUUCCGGUUUAUUCAUUUUAUUUGCUUAUAUUAUUAUUUGGACCUUCUGUGUCAUUAAAGCAUCCAAACAUUUCCAUGACACCAUGGCUCAAAGAGUGUUAAGAUCUCCAAUGUCAUUUUUUGAAACUACACCAGUUGGUAGAAUUUUGAACAGAUUUUCAGAUGAUAUCAAUGUUAUCGAUGGUCAAAUUAUGUGGGCUUUCUUAUUAUUAUUUGAAUUCCUUUUUAAUGCUAUUGGUUUAUUAGGUGUGAUUAUUUAUAAUUUACCAAUUAUGGCACUUCUCAUUGCCAUUCUUGUUUUCUUCUAUAAUAAUGUUAGAAGUUAUUUCAUUCCGUCAUCUAGAGAACUUAGGAGGUUAUCAAGUGCUAAUAAAAGUCCUGUAUUCUCCCAUCUUCAAGAAUCUGUUACAGGGGUUGAAACUAUUAGAGCUUAUAGCCAAGUGGACAGAUUUAUUUAUAGAAACAAGACCAAUAUCAACAACUUAAUUGCCACCACAUAUAACAAUCUUUGUUGUAAUAGAUGGUUAUCAAUGAGAUUGCAAAGUAUUUCUGCUCUUAUUGUUUAUGCAUCCACUUUAAUGAUUUUAUCAACUUUAGGUACUGCAAAUGAAUUAAAUUCAGCGUUAGUUGGUUUCGUUAUGCUUAAUGCUUUAAGUGUUACUGGUGUCUUAAAUGCCAUCAUUAGAAUGUGGGCUGAUAUUGAAACAAAAUCAGUUUCUAUGGAAAGAGUUGUUGAGUAUUGUAAUUUAAAGCUGGAAGCUCCAACUGAAAUCCCUGAAACUAAACCAGAAGAAUCUUGGCCAACUAAAGGUGCUGUAUCGUUUAAGAAUUACUCCACCAGAUAUAGAGAGAAUUUAGACCCUGUUUUAAAGGAAUUAAACAUUGAUAUAAAACCUAGUGAAAAGAUCGGUAUCGUUGGUAGAACUGGUGCCGGUAAAUCAACUAUUGCUAUUUCAUUAUUCCGUAUAAUUGAAGCAUCUGGUGGUCAUAUCGAAAUUGAUGGAGUUGAUACUAGUAAAAUAGGUUUAUUCGACUUACGUCAUAAGUUAAAUAUUAUUCCACAAGAUGCUCAAACCGUUGAAGGAAGUGUCAGACAAAAUUUAGAUCCUUUCGCACAAUAUACCGAUGAAGAAUUAUGGAAUGUAUUGGAAUUAGCCCAUUUAAAGCCACAUAUUGAACAAAUGAAGACUAAGAAGGGUGCUACUAAAGAAGAAGAAAAUAAAGAAUCAGAUGAUUCAGCAGAAGACAAAGUGGUUGAAUACGAUAUUGGAUUGUCAGCCACGGUAUUUGAAGGUGGAUCUAAUUUAUCUUCUGGUCAAAGACAAUUAUUAUCAUUAGCUAGAGCAUUAUUGAACAAAUCCAAGAUUUUAAUUUUGGAUGAAGCAACUGCUGCUGUUGAUGUACAAACCGAUAAAAUUAUUCAAGAAACUAUUCGAUCUAAAUUCAAAGAUAAGACAAUUUUAACAAUUGCCCACAGAUUAGAAACCAUUCUUGAUAGCGAUAGAAUCAUUGUCCUCGAUAAAGGACAAGUCAAGGAGUUUGAUACUCCUAAGAAUCUUUUGAAAGAUGAAAGUACUGAAUUCUAUUCGUUAUGUAAACAAGGUGGAUAUCUUAAGAAUUUAGAUAUUGAUAAGCUUUAGUUUAUUC